CGUUCUUAUUUUACUCUCUUCCGUCUUAAAAAGCACAACUCGCUGUAACCUCAUUCUGAUAUUACUAUUUUUCGUUUCGAAGUCCCAGCUGCAUAAAUAGUCAGUUUAGUCGAGAUGCGUGCACUGAUUGCAUUGUUACUAUUGAUAACUGCUUGGGAAUAUAGUUUAUCAGAUCCAGCACCCCGUUCCUAUGAAAACUAUUCGGUGUACAAGGUUUUCAUUGAAAGUCGAUCGGAUCAACGGGUUAUCGAUCGACUGCUGAAGGACCCGGAUAAUUAUUACUUGUGGCAUCGUGGCGCAGAAGUGCUCCACAUUAUGGUGAGCCCUAUGAAAAAAGAUUCUUUCCUAGCUAUAAUGCGUAAGAAAAAUAUUGUUGCGAAAGUAAUAAUAGAAAAUGUGCAGACACUUAUUAAUGAGACCUGAGGUAAAACCAUUAAAAAAAUAAAUUAUUUUGGUGACAGAUUAUUACAGUUGAAUUGGUAUUAUUAACUUCAAAAUCUUUCUAUUUAAGUGAUUUUAAACUUUACAGUAAUAUUUAUCAUACACACGAAUUGAGGAACCAGAAUUAAAAGCUAAAAUUUAAAUGAUGCAGCCGAAUGGUAUGCUUCACAUCUAAGAUUUGAAAAACUAACAAAAUUAUAUUAUGUAUACCCUUGGGCUCUACCAUUUGUUUGAAUACAUUGAAGACAUACAUAUGUGGUCAUAAAGAA
Drosophila yakuba is the source of this 710-nucleotide messenger RNA. RefSeq lists its product as uncharacterized. Bases 115 to 423 code for a protein of 102 amino acids. NCBI's taxonomy places the organism in Eukaryota, Metazoa, Arthropoda, Insecta, Diptera, Drosophilidae. The transcript has 3 exons. The record is from RefSeq and is a predicted model, not a curated record.